Messenger RNA from Procambarus clarkii (red swamp crayfish), 2909 nucleotides. The record is from RefSeq and is a predicted model, not a curated record. NCBI's taxonomy places the organism in Eukaryota, Metazoa, Arthropoda, Malacostraca, Decapoda, Cambaridae.
GUGGUAUCGAUGAGGUCUGGACUUCGAGGGUGGCUGGACGCAGGUGAAAUGGGUAACUGGCUUCGUCACGUUCGUGUGGCCUCUUCACCUGUCUAUGGCAACCUCCGGCACCUGCUGCUCGCUGGACAGAUCUUCUACGAGGCCAUAAGAGACAUCCCACCCUCAGAGGAGCUCCUUCUCAUCCGGAAAGCCGUCAUAGAUCUAGACACCUCAGCUGUUGAUGACCAGCUGCAGGUGGGGUCGCCGGAGGACCGCUCUGAGAACACAGGGGACGACGAGGAGGAGGACGAAGACGACGACCUUGCAAGAUUCAGGUGUCUUCAGUGUGACAAGAACUUUACAGAUUAUGACGAACUAGACGACCACCUGGUGACCGCCCACGGAUUCGCCGCCGGUCAGUACCGCUGCGACUACUGCCCGCGCGCCUUCGCCUGGCGACCCAACCUCAUCCAGCACAAGACGGUGCACGGGGAGUACAAGCGGUACCCGUGUGAGAACUGCCCGCGGGUCUUCACGGACGCCAUGGUGCUGCAGAAGCACAUCCGCAACCAGCACGCGGGGGCGCGCUCUCACGCGUGUCCCGAGUGCGGCAAGACCUUCGCCACCAGCUCCGGCCUCAAGCAGCACACGCACAUCCACUCCUCGGUGAAGCCGUUCCAGUGCGAGGUGUGCUUCAAGGCGUACACGCAGUUCAGUAACCUGUGCCGCCACAAGCGCAUGCACGCAGACUGCCGCCUGCAGAUCAAAUGCACCAAGUGCGGCCAGGCCUUCUCCACCGUGACGUCCCUGGCCAAGCACAAGAGAUUCUGCGACACUGCGCCGUCGCUGUCACUGCACACCGGCCCGCAGUCACUGCACGACAAGCAGCCCCACACUGGGCUCUCCAUGGGCACCGUCUCCUCCUCCCCACCAAACCCAUUUAUGAUGUACCCACGGCCACCGCUGCCCCUUCUUCCGCCCUCACUGCUCUCAGGCUACCCCAUGUUCCCUUCCCUGCCCUCCCUGGUGGGCGGCCCUCAGCACCCGCUCCUCACCUCCUCUCUUCUCCUCCCCUUCCAGAACACCGGCUCCCGCGAGCAGCCCUUCUCCAUCCCCAAGGAGGAGAAGGAGUCUAAUGACGUCAGCAGUCGCAUGUUAAUAUCCCCACGACCCGAGUCCACGGAGUCUGCCAGCAGAGAAGCUGCCUCCUUGCAGCCUCCGCCUCGCCUCUCGCCCUCGCACUCGCCCAAACAGGCGUCGGUGUUCCCGACGAGGGAGUCGCCGCGCAGAUCUGAGUCCAAUGAGGUUUCCGACGACCAUCGGGAGCCUCUGGAGUACCGGCGCCGGACACCUGAGGCGUCGCAGAAGGAGGUGAGGGCAGAGGGCACCCGCGGCCGGCCCCACGAGAGGAAAGAGCAGCCGCUGGACUUGACUCUCAGGCGCAAGGAAGGGGAGAGAGACGAACUGUUCCUCGGUAGGUUUGACAUCCUCUCCCACAACAGCGACUCGAUGGAAGAGCGGCUUCGCUCGCCAGCUCCCGUCGAGGUCAAGUCUGUAGAGGAGCCUCGGCCUCGCCCAGACCACCCGUUCCUGCGCAUCAGCGAGCUGCUGAAGGACACCACCAGCAGCACCCCGCUCACCCCAGCCCCCCCACAGCCCCCCUCCUUACUAGACACCCCCACUAAGCUGCCACUGGCGUAUCCUCGACCCCUUCAUCCAGCGGCUCUUCUCGACAUGUAUCGCACACUUGACCGCAGCUUAGACCGCAGUCCAUUACUGCCGGGGGGCGGUCUAGCAGGCAGCCGCUACCCUAUGCUGCCGCCAUACUUCCCCCCCACCAGCAUGGCCAGCAUGGGGCUCGGCCUCAACCGCACAACGGGGCUAGACAUGCUUAAAGCCCACAUGUCCAACGCGGGUCGCCCGUACGGGGACAUCAGCCGCCCGUAUGACCUCAUGGCUUCCCACAUGCCCCGCGCCAAGGAUCGCUACUCCUGUAAGUUCUGCGGAAAGGUGUUCCCGCGAUCUGCCAACCUGACCCGCCACCUGAGGACUCACACCGGGGAGCAGCCCUACAAGUGUAAGUACUGCGAGCGCUCCUUCAGCAUCUCGUCCAACCUCCAGCGUCACGUGCGCAACAUCCACAACAAGGAAAAGCCCUUCAAGUGUCCGCUGUGUGACCGCUGUUUCGGCCAGCAGACCAACCUUGACCGCCACCUCAAGAAGCACGAACUAGAAGGUCCCAAUCCGCCGGACUCUCCAGAGGCGCCGGACUCCAGCAGCUCCACUGUCGAUACGUCAACUAACUACUUCAGCGACGAGAUUCGCUCGUUUGUCGACAAGGUAACGGACUCUACUACAGACGAUGCAGUCGUCGAUGAGGAAGCGAUGGAUGAGGACACAGACAAAGAGCACAUCGACGUCACCACUUCGAAUGACGAUGGGGUCAGCGCCGAGUGUGCAGCCAAGAGGGUUCGAGUAGAGUAGAAGCAAAGCUAAGACGAAAACAAAGACGAUGGAAGUCGGAAGUAUUACCUCCAAAAGCCAAAAAGAAGAGAGCUCGGAACGCCCCGUGCACGGAGCCGUCGCCGGGUAAUUAUUAUAUAUAUUAGGUACCACCUCUGGUGCAAUUGUAAGGACCCAUAGCCUCGGAGAAGGGAAUACAGAGCAUUCAGAGAAAAACUUGCCAUUUAACUCUACAUGAUACUACUGACAAAGGCUCAAAACUUUUCCCCUCGUGGUGGACUAACUUGUUCUAACGCAGCACUUCCACUCAUGUUGGCUGACUGAAACUUCCCCCUUCAAGGGUGACAGAAGCUCCACCGAAAAGGGGGGGCUGGACUGAGGGUCAUACCAAUACACAGAAGCCAAAUUUUGCUCGCGAUCUGUUAUAAUACAAAAAAUACCGGUUUAUUCAUGUUUAUAUAUAUAUA